This is a messenger RNA of Anguilla rostrata (American eel), 2527 nucleotides long. Its product is annotated as divergent protein kinase domain 1A-like. The transcript is spliced from 6 exons. The coding region runs from base 407 to 1693 and encodes 428 amino acids. The record is from RefSeq and is a predicted model, not a curated record. Lineage: Eukaryota; Metazoa; Chordata; Actinopteri; Anguilliformes; Anguillidae.
AAUUUCAGGUUACAUUAACAGCGCGGUUAGCUACUACUGAUGCCAUUUUGUUAUAAAGUAUUUAUUUGGGCUAGCCUAAGCAAAACAUUGUAGUUUAAGCUGUUGUUAUGUGUGGCGUUGUGGCUCAAGUAGUUACUUAGUUUACACCAAAGAAACGCUAAACCGUGACACUUUUAAUUCUCAAGCCAAUGUAUUAAUUUACGUCGGCAAAAUCAUCCUUUGCCUUUAUCGCUUGUACGAGAUUGAACUAAGCAUUGGAGCUCAGGCUAACCGCAGCAGUUCGUGGAAGACAGCAGUGAUUGAGGAGGUGCUGUAUUGUAGCAAGAAGCAGACUUGCAGAAACCCGUCCAGAACAGGAGACUAAAAUGACUUGGUCGGUGGUGUGAGAUGUGCAAGUAUAUUUGUCAUGGCGAGGGGUCUGCUAUCAUGGGCCUGGCUGAAAAAGCCCUACUACAUUCAGGCGCGUUUCUCUUACCUGCGCAUGAAGUACCUCUUCUUCUCCUGGCUGGCGGUGUUCGUCGGCAGCUGGGUGGUGUACGUGCAGUACUCGUCGUACACGGAGCUGUGCCGUGGACACAAGUGCAAGGACACCAUCUGUGACAAAUACAGGAAAGGUGUGAUCGAUGGCUCAGCUUGCAGCAGCCUGUGCGACAAGAACACACUGUACCUGGGGAAGUGCCUCUCUGCCAAGCCCAACAACCAGGUCUACACCAGCGUCUGGGGCGAUCUGGAGGGGGUCAUUAAGUGCCAGAUGGAGGAGAUCCUGCACUAUGACCUGGGAGCUGAAAUGGAGCCCAGGAAGGAGGUCGUGCUCUUUGACAAACCCACGAGGGGGACGUCCAUGGAGAAGUUUAAAGAGAUGGUCCUCAGCCACUUGAAGGUGAAAGUGGGCGAGCAAGCAAACCUGCAGGAUCUGGCCAUGCUGGUCCUAUCCGUGGCUGACAGCAACAAGGAUGGCCACAUAUCCCUGCCAGAGGCCAAGUCUGCCUGGGCCCUGCUCCAGCUCAACGAGUUCCUCCUCAUGGUCAUCUUGCAGGACAAGGAGCACACGCCCAAGCUGCUGGGCUUCUGCGGGGACCUGUACGUGACGGAGAAGGUGCAGCACACCUCUUUGUAUGGGAUCACCGUGCCCUGGCUGAUGGAGCUGUGGAUACCUUCCGGGGUGCGGAGGAGCAUGGACCAGUGGUUCACCCCCUCUUGGCCCCGCAAGGCCAAGAUCUCCAUCGGCCUGCUGGAGUUCGUGGAGGACGUCUUCCACGGCACCUUCGGCAACUUCCUCAUGUGCGACGUGAGCGCCGGCACCUUCGGCUACAACGACAAGCACGACCUGAAGAUGGUGGACAUGCGCAAGGUCGUGCCCGAGGCCGCCUUCAGGGAGGCAAUGCGCGAUCGCCACUGCGAGGACGACGAGGACUGCGUGUACGGCGCCGACUGUAGGACGUCCUGCGACCUCACCAAGAGACGCUGCACUCCCGAGGCCAUCCGGCCCAACCUGGCCAAGGCCUGCCAGGCGCUCAAGGACUACCUCCUGAGGGGGGCGCCCUCGGACAUCCGCGAGGAGCUGGAGAAGCAGCUGUACUCCUGCCUCGCCCUCAAGGGCUCUGCCGAGCAGAUGGAAAUGGAGCACUCUCUCAUUCUCAACAGCCUUAAAACCCUUCUGUGGAAAAAGAUCUCGCACACUAAAGACUCCUAAUGAAAAUGGCCACACGAGCAUUAUUCUCCUCUCCUGCAUUUCCUUAGUCUGGUUUUCUAACCCUGGUCCGUGAGAGCCACAAGGUCUGUGGGUUAUGCUAUUUAGCACCUAAUUGAUGAGAUCCAUCUUUUGGUGACUAGGCUCAUCAACUGCAUAAUUAAAGCAGUUGAUUAAUUGACUCACCUCACACGGUUUCUUGAUUUUAUAAUUGGUUGACUUAUACGUAAAAACCAAAAGCAGCAGACCCCGCAGCCCUCCAGAAAACAGGGUUAUGGACCCAGCAUUAGGCCUUAGCCCUGCCGGAAAUGGAAAGGCCUUAGGCAACAGGAAAUCAAACUGAGAUGGGAAAAUGGCACGAAGCAGGAUGGAGGGAUAUGCUGUGGCCUUUCUCUUGUUGCGUUGUUUGUGUACUGUGUACAUUUUAUUAUUAGUAACAUCACUUUUUAAAAUAAUGUUACUUGUUAUUUGUACUUGGUUCUUUAUUUGUGCCAUACAAAUGUGAUCUUGAUGUGUGUGGGCCUGAUAGGGGGAGUGGGAAAAAUGGGCACCAUUGGACUUACUAACAAAGAACAAUUUUUCUUAAAUCCACUCAGCCAGUUGGAUGUUUUUCACUUCUGUAGGAAGUUGAUUGAUUAAUUACAGCAUUUUGAUGCUGUUUGCCUCAUUUGUUUGUUGCCUCUAUUUUACUGCAAGUUAGUUGUACCCAUCAAGGAACCUUCUAGAUAAAAACCACGGACUGCCACUGCAGGCACAGAAUGAACUGAAAUCCCAGAUGUUUGUUUUAAGUAGCAUGACGAAUUUGCACAAUAAAUUAAGUAGACCUGCGUCUUUCAA